Molecule: messenger RNA, 2814 nt
Organism: Gavialis gangeticus (Gharial)
Lineage: Eukaryota; Metazoa; Chordata; Crocodylia; Gavialidae
Gene: NOX1
Product: NADPH oxidase 1
Exons: 12
Coding region: 536-2083 (515 amino acids)
Biological process (GO): superoxide anion generation; defense response
Cellular component (GO): plasma membrane; NADPH oxidase complex
Molecular function (GO): superoxide-generating NAD(P)H oxidase activity
Source: RefSeq, a predicted model, not a curated record
AUUCCCCUCAAAAAACUGUUUUCUUCUCAUAAACAGUGAGAUUUUUUACAAAUCACCAGACUACAGGCGUUGGAGCUUGGAACAAGACAGUGAAAAACUUUUGCAGGACUCACCAUUAAAAUGCACCUGCCUUUUUGUCUCUGUGCUCCUGUUUAAGUGUGUUGUUUCCAGUUGGCAGAUAGACCCUCCCUGGGGCAAAAGUGUUAAAAGGUUUUUGAAAAUGUUCUGGAGGAGCAAAACUGGCAAAUGUUUCAGGUGCUUCUUGGUGCUGCAGUUAGGCUCUUUCUGAGACAAACUAUUCUGAACUAAUAAGAAAUUGCUUAGUAUUUCCUUAAAGAAAGCUCUGGGGAAAAUCCCCUGUAGCUCUGAUUCCAUAGGCUGGGCAGGAUGCCUGAGGUCCCACCAACCUCAUAAAAACCAGUGAAACGAGAGAAAGAAUCACAAAGUUGCAGAGAGUUAGGACAGAAGCUGAACAGGGAAAUCCACCUGGGCUGAUGAGAUAAAGCGUGUCUGGAGCACAGAUCCUCAUAGGAAGAUGGGAAACUGGGUGGUGAACCAUUGGUUUCCAGCUCUGGUGAUCGCUGCUUGGCUGGGCAUCAACAUUUUCCUGUUUGUGUAUUAUUUCCUGAUGUUUGACAUGGAUGAGAAGUUCUGCUACACCAGAGAGAUCCUUGGGUCAGCCCUAGCAUGGGCCCGGGCAUCUGCAAAAUGCCUGAACUUCAACAGCAUGCUGAUCCUGUUACCAGUGUGUCGCAACCUGCUCUCCUUUCUGAGAGGCGCCUGUUCGUUGUGCAGGCGGACCAUGAGGAAGCAGCUGGAUCACAACCUCACCUUCCAUAAGCUGGUGGCCUACAUGCUUGCCAUGAUGACAGCUGUCCACACCAUCGCUCACCUGUUUAACUUGGAGCGUUACAAUGACAGCCAGCAGGCUGCAGACGGGAGCCUCUCCUCUGUCCUCUCUGACCUGCACCAGGAUGGAAGUGACAAGUGGCUAAACCCCAUCCACUCCAACAGCACGACUCCAGCAUACGUGACUUUCACCAGCAUCCCAGGCCUGACUGGCGUGAUCAUCACCGUGGCGCUGAUUCUUAUGAUUACUUCCUCCAUGGAGUUCAUUCGCAGAAGCUAUUUUGAGGUCUUCUGGUACACACACCACCUCUUCAUCAUCUACUUUGCUGGCCUUGUCAUCCAUGGCAUUGCUGGUCUUGUUCGAGGGCAGACAGAAGAAAGCCUUAAGAAGUACAGCCCCCAGCACUGCGCACAGUACCUUGUAUACAGGGAUGGGAGAAGCAGACACCACCACUGUAAGGAACCAGAGUUUGGGGGCAUCCCAGCAGAGUCCUGGAAGUGGGUGUUGGCACCAAUCCUCCUCUAUGUUUUUGAGCGUGUCUUACGUUUUUGGCGUUCUCAACAAAGGGUCGUUAUAACAAAGGUUGUCAUGCACCCAUCUAAAGUACUGGAACUACAGAUGCAUAAGAAGGGCUUCAACAUGGAAGUGGGACAGUACAUUUUCAUCAACUGUCCUUCUAUCUCUGUCCUCGAGUGGCAUCCUUUCACCCUGACCUCUGCACCAGAAGACAACUUCUUUUCUGUCCACAUCCGGGCAGCAGGGGACUGGACAGAGAAUGUAAUUGAUGCCUUUCAGCAGCAAAAACCAAAAAUACCCAGGAUUGAAGUAGAUGGCCCCUUUGGCACAGCCAGUGAAGAUGUGUUCCAGUAUGAAGUUGCUAUGCUGAUUGGGGCAGGGAUUGGGGUCACACCCUUUGCCUCUGUGCUGAAGUCAAUCUGGUAUAAGUUCCAACAAGCAGACCAGAGUCUCAAAACCAAGAAGGCUGGCCAUGCAGUGCUCAACUUUGACACUGUCACUGACGUGGUGACAGGCCUGAAACAGAAGACCUUCUUUGGAAGACCCAUGUGGAGUAAUGAAUUCUCUGCAGUGGCCACUGCCCACCCCAAGUCUGUGGUGGGUGUAUUCUUAUGUGGGCCAGAAGCUUUAGCAAAGAGUCUGCAGAAGUGUUGCCAUCAGUACUCCACGCUGGACCCCAGGAAGGUCAAAUUCUACUUCAACAAGGAGAACUUCUAAGCUGAAAGAAAAAUUUGCCUAGCUCUGUGGCACCAUGGCCUCAUUGGGAGCAAUCUGCUGAUCCUCCACCUCCAUUUUGAGAACUGAACUUGGCUGCAGCUGAGGGCACACCAAGCAAUGCUACUGGAAAUGCUACCAUUCAAACUAUGCCUUUCCCACUGUUAAAUAUGAAGUACAUUCAAGAUGUGACAUGGCAUCCCUCCAAGGGACAAGCACUUGAGCUUUACGUACAAAUGCUGCCUACUCCCUGUGUGCCCCAAUCUUUACAGGCCCUUUUGGGAUGAGAGGAGUGGGCCUUCUCCACUCCUAGAGAUUGCGCUGCAUUGGUUUUGCAUGCAAGGAAGCUGAAAUUAACUUUCUAAUGGACUCUGUUCCCUUUCAAAGUUGAUUGUGGCACCAGCACAAAGGCUCAUAUUGAUUAUUAAACUUGAUUUAAAUGCACUGGGAUUCUUGGAUGUUGGCCAUAGGGGAAAUGUGCUGGGAGGAUGCAGGGUCUUCAGUAACUAAUCCAGCACAAGCCGUCAAACACACUCCAAUAAGCAUUACUGCAAAUUAUGUCUUUAAAGUUGUAAAAACCUCUCCACCUCUGGCCAUAGCAUGGGAUAAACCCCAACUCCAGAGGCUCAUUCUGUCCAAUUUAAGAGGCAAACUCUGUCUCCCCAUUGGCAUGGGGCCUCUGUGCCAGUCUGCAGCACCUGGGAUGGGUCUUCAAUAAAUCUCCCCAAACAGUA